UUAAUGAAGAAAAUACUCAAAAAAAUUCAUCAAAAAAUUCCACCAAAAUAUUUAAAAGAGUAGGGUCCGUAUUAUAUAUUUAAAAGAGUAUAGUCCUAUUUAAAACAUUUCAGAGUAGGGUCCGUAUUAUAUAUUUUCUCUACUUUGAAGUCAAGAGAGUUUUACGAAUACAUCAUAUCCAAGAACAUGGCUUCCAAAUCGAUAUUGGUCUUCUUAAUAAUCAUCACCUUCUUCAUACUUCGGAUCAAAGGGCAAAGCUCGAGAAGCUCACAAGCAUGGAUAAGAGCUGGUUACUGGGAGUCUCUGGGUCCCCUCCCUGUCCACGAGAUAAACUCCCCUCUCUUCACUCAUCUCUUCUACGGUUUCGCUUUCGUGAACCCAACCACCUACCAACUCUUCUUCAACUCCUCAAACAAGCAAUCCUUCACCGACUUCACCGCCACCGUAAGGCGCAGAAACCCAUCCAUCAUCACCAUUCUCUCCGUCUGGUUCGCAAGAAACGAAGCCAAAGACUUUUGGUCAAUGGUCAAAGACCCAUCACACAGAAAAUCCUUCAUACAGUCUUCUGUAAAAACCGCCCGGCUUUACGGCUUCCACGGCCUCGACCUCCUCGGGGUCAUGCCCCCCGCGGCGGAUAACGGCAGCAGCGCCGCCGACAUGGCGGCUUUCAUGGACGAGUGGCGGGCCGAGGUAGUCUCGGAGGCCGCCGGGAAAGAACAGCUGUUGCUGACCAUGCUGGCUCACCACAAGCCGGCGGUCAACGAUUCAUCCGGGAGUUACCCCGUUGACUCCAUGAAGAGAAGCCUGGAUUGGAUAAGCAUCCAAGCGUUUGACUAUUACGUGCCGACAGUUGACCGGUUGACUGGCUUCCAUGCAGCUCUAUAUGCCCCUAAUAAUAAGGGCAGUCGUCCUAAUUCAUCAUUAAGAAUGGCUAACACCGAUAAUGGUUUGAGGGCAUGGCUUUCGGUAGGGUAUAGUCCUGGGAAAAUAGUGUUGGGGUUGCCCUACCAUGGGUAUAUAUGGACCCUUGACUCUAAUGAUAGUGAUAUCGGUUCACCGGCUUGGGGGUUGUCUUCGGCCGCUGAUAGUUCGAUGGGCUAUAAAUCCAUUCUCUCCUUCGUUCAGAAUUACGGGUAUGGGGCUAAACCGGUGUAUAAUUCGAGUUAUGUGGCCAACUCUUUCACACUGGGGGACACGUGGAUCAACUUUGAUGACGUGGAUGCCGUUCAAACUAAGGUGUCCUAUGCCAAGUCUAAGGGUCUCCUUGGUUAUAACGCGUUUCAAAUCGCCAACGAUAAUAAUUGGGCUCUUUCUCAAGCCGCAGCUGAUAUGAGCGACACCAAGCGGCAGAGGAAGAAGAAACGGAAGUUAUGGGUCAUUGCUCCGGUUAUACUUGCUGCAGUUAUUCUCAUGUGGACUAUCUUUUGUUACGUCCAAAGGGAAAUAUUUGAACCCCAAGGACAUUUGAGAAAAGUAAGAUCUUGGAUAACAAGAGCAAAAAUCUCGCACGUAGGGGGAUUGAAUUCUUCUUCUCCUCCUAAUCUGCAAAUUUUCAGGUUUAGUAGCAUCAAAGCUGCCACAAAAAACUUUGCAAGUGAAAACAUGAUUGGCCACGGUGGAUAUGGACCUGUCUACAAGUUGGCUGAGGAGCUCAAUCUUACCGUUUGCUUGAUCUACUUGCAUUGUUCCACUUGAUUGUAGGAGAGCAUGGCUUGCUCUUGUCUUCUUGUGACACAGACUGAAUCCUCACACAACUUGUUUCCUCAUCUCAAGGAAAAGAUAAAGAUUGAUAUAUCUUUUAUUUCUUUUGCUCAUAGAUAUUUAGUAUAAAAGCUGAGUGUUUGUUCAAUGAUUCCUUAUAAUAAAAUUACUUGCUUUUUGUAAAAUAAGUUUACAAGAAAUUUUUAUAAUGUGGUAAUUUUUAUUAUUAUAAAAUUGUCUUUUGUGAAUUUGUUAUUUUGACUGCAAGUUGAUCUUCUGUUUAAUUGAUUUUGUGCUAAGAGAAGAGAAAGUCAAUUUCGGUUGCCUUGCCUAGGAAACUGAGGUAGGAGCCAGCUGAAGUUUUUUCAGUAGGCUACACCUUAUGUUUUUCAGAUGACUGUCAAAUCCUUCAAAUGGUUUCAGUGAACUCUUUUUGUACCUGUUGGGUUAAUGGCCCAAGUCAGGGUCCGGCCCAUUCACCCUUUUUACCAGACGUACGUCCAGUUAGAGCACCAGGCUAGCCUAGCAGACCCAUGUUCCUCCAGGAGGGACGAACGUCUGCAGUCGGGGGUUUAGGCUCAACGGCCCAUCUCGACGAACGGCUAUGCAGGGACAAGAAGCAGGACCACGGGUCACCCGGAAUGACGACGAACGUCGUCAGAGCAAGCCCAUAGUCAUCGGAGGCAGCGCAGCCCGCAUGGCGAGAAUCCACAAAGGCCAGGGGACGAACGGCCAGUACCCCUGGGGGGCCAUCUGGGGCAAUCCAGCUCGCUCCCCAGGCGGACGAACGUCCCCACUAAUCAGGCGGGAAACUUAGAUUCUGGCGGGAAGUGCAUUUAAUGCUGAAGAUUUGGUGGUUGGGACACCAGCGAACCACAGGCUUCCACGUCAGUGCAACCACCUGCCCAUUGGCGGGUAUAAAUAGAAGCAUUUAUUUCAUUGUAAAGGGUUGGCAACUUUCUACUCUCAGCAUUCUAGCUAUAGUAUUCUUACUCGCAGCACUUCCACUGCCUUGUAAGACGAACGGCCGACGGAGCCUUAGCGAAAAGUAUUGUAUUAGGGAGUUAUUAAGAGAUAAUAAUACCUAAUCACUUACUUGCUACCUUAUUGUUCUCCUUGAUCUUUAUUACUUGCUAGUUGGGCUAGAUACUCAUACACACUCCACUCGAAAUCCUUGGGCUUACGUGUUGGACCCGAGGGUUGAAGGAAUAAACCUCAACAGUACCUUUUCUUUUUUAUUCUUUUCUUUCUGUUUUUGGUACGUUUCUUCUCUUUUCAGUACUCUUUGUUUUUCUUGAGUACUUUAUCACCAAUAAUAGGAGCACAUUACAAUUAACAUUGUAGAACAAAUACUAGAAAAUCUAGUCUAACACAGGGGUAAUAAAAAGGGGUGACAUCAUCAAAACAACAUACAUAUUAAUCAUCAAAAUCUAGGGGACCUAACAUAUUCCAUCACUGAUAAACCCUUUGUGUUAUAACUAAGUAGGCAUAUAUCACCCUAAAGAAAGAAAUUUAAAAUUUUUUAAAAAUACUUUGUCAUAUUGUCAGGAUUAAACAUGCAAGUAUAUAUCAAGAUCUCUAAAUUGCACAAAAUACUAAUCAUUUUUUACUCGAGGGGGUUCAGGGUUAAGGAGAGUUUGGGAUAAAUAGGGCAGAAACUCCCUCCAUGGAGUUUUGAACCCUUGACUCAUGAAAUCGAACACUAAUUUCAUGGUAAGUUACGAAAGGGGGAGGAAAUAGCAGUGAAGAGACUCUCAAAGACCUCAAGUCAAGGGCUUGAAGAGUUCGAGAACGAGGUCACUCUUACUUCUAGCCUUCAACAUGUGAAUCUACUUCGAGUUAUUGGAAUUUGCACCGAGAGAGAGGAAAAAAUGCUCAUUUAUGAGUUCAUGCCUAACAAAAGUCUUGAUUUCUACCUCUACGCUGAUCAAGCAAAGAAGGAUUUGUUAGAUUGGAGAAAACGUGUUUCAAUAAUUGAAGGUCUCGUGCAAGGGCUUCUAUAUCUCCACGAGUACUCAAAUUUCACUAUAAUUCAUCGCGAUAUUAAGGCAAGCAACAUUUUACUAGAUGAGGACAUGAACCCUAAAAUUUCUGAUUUUGGCAUGGCCAAAUCUUUCAAAAAGGAUGGUCUUGAAGCCUACACCGCCAGAAUUGUUGGAACUUAUGGCUAUGUUCCUCCUGAAUAUGUGAAGAACGGAACAUACUCUUUGAAGUAUGACGUUUAUAGUUUUGGAGUUGUGCUUCUCCAAAUCAUAAGUGGGAAGAGGACUUCUUGCUUUUAUGGGUGCAAUGAAUUGAAUCUUCUUGAAUAUGCGUACGAACUGUGGAAGCAAGGGGAAGAGGCAAAAUUUUUCGAUGCAUCGUUGGAUGAUUCGUGUUCGCAAUGUAAGUUGUUCAGAUGUAUGCAAGUGGGACUGCUGUGUGUGCAGGAAGAUGCAGGAGAUAGGCCAUCAAUGGUGGAAGUUUUUGCACUUCUAAAGAAUGAGAAUGGUGUUGCAAUAUCUACUAUACCCAAGAAGCCCGCCUUUUCAGUAACUUCAAGAGAUGAAAGAAGCCAAGAUGAUGAUAAUGGCAUUAAUAAUGAGAAAAUAUUUUCAGUCAAUCUUACUACCAUAACACAACUUGUACCUCGCUAAAUUAGGGACACUUAAAUAGUUCAAUUCAUGUAUUGAUUCGGAUAUAGAGUUUUGAAAGAGCAUUGAAAUUAUAUAGUUUUGUAACAAAUGUGACGAUUGGAGGUUGAGGCUAUACUUUUACUGCUUUGGCCAGCUUCUUUCAUUCUUUGAAAGUGUAAAUUUAAGUGACUUUAUCCAUAUUGUGGGGUAAAUAAAUUA
Cuscuta epithymum is the source of this 4535-nucleotide messenger RNA. The record is from the annotation of a GenBank genome assembly. NCBI's taxonomy places the organism in Eukaryota, Viridiplantae, Streptophyta, Magnoliopsida, Solanales, Convolvulaceae.